AUGCUAGGGUUUUCGGAGAGGAUCGAGCAGGGCUGGGACUGGUCCGGUGGUCGCACGCGGGGCCCCCCUGCACUGCCUGAGGACCUCGGUCCCGACGGCGAAGGAUGCGAGGCGCGGUGGCACAGCCCGACCUUCCGCAUUAUUUUGUUUGCGGAGCGGUGGGCAGGGCAUGAGACCCAGCCUCUGUCGCCCUCGGUUUCGCCGUCCGCUCUGGGAGGCUGUGCAGAACCCUCCCGCCCGCUCUCACCUCCGUGCCACCGCGCCGCUGAAACCCGGGGUGUCCUCGGGAUAGGCUGCAGCCACACCCUGGGCGAUGAUGCAGGCUCCGGGACCCUGCGCGUCUGUCGGCGCCGCCAACGUGGCCGCGAAACCGCGAGACCCGCCCCGCGGCUCGGGUUACCACCUCCGCCUCUCCCCGCCCAGGCCUCGGCAACCAGUGGACCACAGUCCCAGGCACCUUCCGGAGAACCCGAAUACACCCCACCCUACAGCCUCUACGGAGCCAGCAGUGUGACUGAGCGAGCCGUCACCCGCGCGGGAGUCGGAAGCGGCGGCAGCUCUGAGCCAGUGGGAAGGUUAGUACAGCGGGCUGGGGACUCCCCGCGCCGGGACGCUAGGCCUGCUGCCUUCGGAGACCAGGGUCGGGAGCUCGGGCCCGUGUUGGGGGUGCCCUUGCUGGUCUUCACGACCCAGACGCUGGCACUGGACAAUGGGCUUCUAUCAACGCCACCCAUGGGCUGGCUGGCCUGGGAACGCUUCCGCUGCAAUAUUGACUGUCAAGAGGACCCUAAGAACUGCAUCAGUGAGCGGCUCUUCAUGGAGAUGGCUGACCGGCUGGCACAGGAUGGGUGGCGGAACCUGGGCUACACAUACCUCAAUAUUGAUGACUGUUGGAUGACCGGACGUGAUGACAAAGGCAACUUAGUGGCCGAUCCCAAGCGCUUCCCCAAUGGCAUUGCCCACCUGGCUGACUAUGCUCACUCCCUGGGCCUGAAACUGGGCAUCUACGCCGACCUGGGCAGCUUUACCUGCAUGGGUUACCCAGGCACCACGCUCGAUAAGGUGACUCAGGAUGCGGAAACCUUCGCCAAGUGGAAGGUGGACAUGCUGAAACUGGAUGGCUGUUACUCCACCCCCCAGGAGCGGGCUCGCGGGUACCCCAAGAUGGCUGCUGCCCUGAAUGCUACAGGCCACCCCAUUGCUUUCUCCUGCAGUUGGCCAGCUUACGAGGGGGGCCUGCCCCCCAAGGUGAACUACACCCUGCUGGCUGACAUCUGCAACCUAUGGCGCAACUACGAUGACAUCCAGGAUUCCUGGGGGAGUGUGCUCUCCAUCCUGGACUGGUUUGUGGAGCACCAGGACAUACUGCAGCCGGCGGCUGGCCCUGGGCACUGGAACGACCCAGACAUGUUGCUCAUUGGGAACUUUGGCCUCAGCUUUGAGGAAGCCCAGUCCCAGAUGGCCCUGUGGACAGUGCUGGCGGCCCCUCUCUUCAUGUCCACGGAUUUGCGGACCAUUUCUGCUAAGGACGUAGACAUCCUGCAGAAUCCACUCAUGAUCAAAAUCCACCAGGACCCCUUAGGCAUCCAGGGACGCCGGAUUCUCAAGGAAAAAUCCCACAUCGAAGUGUUCAUGAGACCACUGUCCAACGGGGCCAGUGCCCUAGUCUUCUUCAGCCGCAGAGUGGACAUGCCUUAUCGCUACCGCACCUCCCUUGCCAACCUGAACUACACCAGCUCCAAAGUGUAUGAGGCCCAGAACGUCUACACAGGUGACAUCAUCAGUGGCCUCCGUGAAGAAACCAACUUCACAGUGAUCAUCAAUCCUUCCGGAGUGGUGAUGUGGUACCUGUACCCCACCAAGAACCUUGAGACGUCCUGGCCAUGA
This is a messenger RNA of Chrysochloris asiatica (Cape golden mole), 1887 nucleotides long. It is a transcript of the gene NAGA, whose product is annotated as N-acetylgalactosaminidase, alpha-. NCBI's taxonomy places the organism in Eukaryota, Metazoa, Chordata, Mammalia, Afrosoricida, Chrysochloridae. The transcript is spliced from 13 exons. Gene Ontology annotation, cellular component: cytoplasm. Bases 1 to 1887 code for a protein of 628 amino acids. The record is from RefSeq and is a predicted model, not a curated record. Gene Ontology annotation, biological process: oligosaccharide metabolic process; glycosylceramide catabolic process; glycoside catabolic process. Gene Ontology annotation, molecular function: alpha-galactosidase activity.